GGGCGGGGCCCUGGGGCGGGGCUUCCGGGAGCGGGCUGCACUUGCGCACUGCUGCCGCCCUGUCGCCGUGGUGAGAGGCGCGAUGGCUGGGCCCGCGUGGAUGUCCAAGGUCUCUCGGCUGCUGGGGGCACUCCACAACCAAAAACAGGUGACCAGAGGCUUUGCUGGUGGUGUUCAGACAGUGACUUUAAUUCCAGGAGAUGGCAUUGGCCCAGAAAUUUCAGCUGCAGUUAUGAAAAUUUUUGAUGCUGCCAAAGCGCCUAUUCAGUGGGAGGAGCGCAAUGUCACUGCCAUCCAAGGACCGGGAGGAAAGUGGAUGAUCCCUCCAGAAGCCAAGGAGUCCAUGGAUAAGAACAAGAUGGGCUUGAAAGGCCCUUUAAAGACCCCGAUAGCAGCAGGCCACCCAUCCAUGAAUUUAUUGCUGCGUAAAACAUUUGACCUUUACGCAAAUGUCCGGCCCUGCGUCUCAAUUGAAGGUUAUAAAACCCCUUACACUGAUGUAAAUAUUGUCACCAUCCGAGAGAAUACAGAAGGAGAAUACAGUGGGAUUGAGCAUGUGAUCGUGGAUGGCGUGGUGCAGAGCAUCAAGCUCAUCACCGAGCAAGCGAGCAGGCGCAUUGCUGAGUUUGCCUUCGAGUAUGCCCGCAGCCGCCAUCGGAGCAGCGUCACCGCGGUGCACAAAGCCAACAUCAUGCGAAUGUCAGAUGGGCUUUUUCUGCAAAAAUGCAGGGAAGUUGCAGAAAACUGUAAAGAUAUUAAAUUUAAUGAGAUGUACCUCGAUACUGUAUGUCUGAAUAUGGUCCAGGACCCGUCCCAGUUUGAUGUUCUUGUCAUGCCCAAUUUGUAUGGAGACAUCCUUAGUGACCUGUGUGCAGGGUUGAUCGGAGGUCUUGGCGUGACACCAAGUGGCAACAUUGGCGCCAACGGGGUCGCGAUCUUCGAGUCGGUUCAUGGGACGGCCCCUGACAUUGCAGGCAAGGACAUGGCCAACCCCACGGCCCUCCUGCUCAGCGCCGUGAUGCUGCUGCGCCACAUGGGACUUUCGGAGCACGCGGCAAGGAUUGAAGCCGCCUGUUUCGCUACGAUUAAGGAUGGGAAGAGCUUAACAAAAGAUUUGGGAGGCAACGCAAAAUGCUCAGACUUCACAGAAGAAAUCUGUCGCCGAGUAAAGGAUUUAGAUUGAGACGUCUGCCAGUGGUGUUUGCAUCAGUCACUCCUCAUGGACACCGUAUGACCCUACAUGAGAGCACCUCUCAUUGUGUGUGCAUUUUGCUUGCUUGUUUCUUGACGGAGUACCUUUCUAAUCCUUGCGUUUUGCUUAACAAAGUCUGUGCAGAGGACACAGGUGAUGACCGUAGACCUCUUUCAAGGACUUCCCAAAUGCUGUGUUAUUUAUUAACUGUCCAUCUGGGAUACAUCUGUCAACUGUAAGUGGACUGUAUCAUUGCCAUUAUUAACAUUUACACAUCAGUUAAAACAGUUUGUCUCAGCUGUAAAUAUGCAGAGUUAAUAAGAGAAAUGUAACUUUUUAUAGAAAAACCCUGAUUUCCUUGGUUUAUGAAAAAUGUAAUAGAAAUAAAACAGAAUAUUGACAUCAUGGCACAAGACAUUCUAACACGUACAAGAGAAAUUUUGUGGGAAUGUUCACAUUGUAAACAAUGAAUGUGGUGUAUUUCUUAGUGACGAGGAAAAUGAAGACAGAUUUGUCCUUUACACAAAUUAGUGAGUAUGAAUGAAGACUGAGAUUUAAGGAGUAUAUAAUGAAAGGUGAUAUAAUUUCUGUUAAUAGGAGGUAAUAUAUUUGGUACUGCAUAGUUCAAUUGUUAUCUUGACAUUUACUCUUUUUAGUGAGAGCUUUUAGUGAAGUGAAGGGUGGCACUUCCUUUUUAAUGGACACACACUGAGCUUCAUGUGUAACACAGCCCUUGAGCCGUCCUGACCCUGGGUGGGGCGUGGGGGUGACUGGGUGCCUGCACGACAGUGUGCAGGCCACUGUCAACAUGGGCUGAAAACCCUGGGUCACGUCUGUUCUGGCUACCGUUGUGGAGGUGGGGCUGCCGGCUGCUGAUUUCAUAUUUUAGUGGCUGCCCCUCCCCAGAACACCAUCCCCUGCCCUCUGCCCCAUAAGAGAUGGGAUUGGAGACUGGAGCAGACCCAGCCUGUGUCAAUUCCGAAAAUGGUGCAGCCCUGGGGCUCAGGCUCAGCUUUUGACAUUUAGGCCCCUCCUUUCCCUGUCUGUUCCCUGCCCCCAGCACGAUUCUUUAGUCUUCAGCAACGAAGUGCUGUUUUCAUGAGCAGCCGCUGUGACGGCACCUGGAGGCAGGCCUGCCCUCCCUUGCCCCUGCGCAAGGUGGACCUGCAGCCUUGCAUGGUGAACCCUGAUUACAGGGUUCUCAGCAGCAGACAUCCUGUUUGGGUGUCCUUGUAGCUGUGACCAGACACACAGUCUUGUAUAGUAUUUUACUUACAAGCUUCCCCAUCCUUUGCUUUACUGGACUACCUAAUUACCAGUGAUUCUUGGAUUCACACUAAUAAAGGAUCCGCACAAGA
This is a messenger RNA of Manis pentadactyla (Chinese pangolin), 2550 nucleotides long. It is a transcript of the gene IDH3A, whose product is annotated as isocitrate dehydrogenase (NAD(+)) 3 catalytic subunit alpha. Gene Ontology annotation, molecular function: NAD binding; magnesium ion binding; isocitrate dehydrogenase (NAD+) activity. Gene Ontology annotation, cellular component: mitochondrion. The transcript has 11 exons. NCBI's taxonomy places the organism in Eukaryota, Metazoa, Chordata, Mammalia, Pholidota, Manidae. The coding region runs from base 83 to 1183 and encodes 366 amino acids. The record is from RefSeq and is a predicted model, not a curated record. Gene Ontology annotation, biological process: isocitrate metabolic process; tricarboxylic acid cycle.